Messenger RNA from Striga hermonthica, 975 nucleotides. Lineage: Eukaryota; Viridiplantae; Streptophyta; Magnoliopsida; Lamiales; Orobanchaceae. The record is from the annotation of a GenBank genome assembly.
AUGUGGGUGGCGGUGAUAUGCGGCGUUGCUGUGUACCUCUUUGUGAAGCUCUUCUUCUACGAAGACGACACCCUUCUCGAUCUCGACUCCUCCCACUCCACCGCUCUCUUUGCCGUCGCCAAAAGGCUAGAAAAGCUGUACCAUGGGAGUAAAGUCUACGUCGGCAUCCAGAUUCCCGACGCCGAUUCAGCUUCUCGCCGGAAUAUUGACCUUGUUCUAGUCACUAAUCAGGAGGCCGUGGUCAUUUCCGUGAAGAAUUUUUCAGGAUUUGUGUCCAUUAAUAAGGAUGGCAAUUGGAUUUUCACUGAUGGGAAGCACCACAAAACCAAUUGUAUUCCUAAUCCUGUUGCUGAAACAAGACAAUUGGUUUCCACUCUAGAAGAAUAUCUUGAGCAAAGGGGAGUCACGCUCCCAGAAGGAUAUUUGUCUUUUAAAGUCAUUUGCCCGAACCCAAAAUUUUGUUCAAUUUCAGACUCCUUUCCACCUGAGGUUAUUCCUUACGAUCAGUGGAAACACUUAAAACCUGAGACGAAAGGUUCGUAUUCUGGAUGGAUCAAAGGUGUUCUUCAUGGUGGAAAGGAUAAAAUGAAUAACUCCAUUCUCGAGAAGCUCAAGUCUGUUCUCAGCACUGUUCCAAUUUUAGAUAGGUUAGAGCUCAAAGGCAACAGGUACGUUCUUGGAGAAUUCAUCGAAUUCAAAGGGAAGCAAGAUGACCUUGAGGCAUUGAGAAAGAUCAGGCGAUCGAAAGUUAGCCACCUGAGCAUUCAGAAGAUAAGCAUGUUUGGCUUUGCUCAUUCAACCGUCCAAGUUUUGUAUUACCCACGUGACUACAGAGUUGAGGGGUCUUCCCACUCUUCAGAGUAUGAGGAAGUGACGGUUAGGUCGAGCACAGAAGUUCUUCUCCAGCCGCAAAAUUCCACAAAACAUCGAAAGUAUAAGCUGUCUUCUGUUAUUUCCAUGUUGCUAAGUGCCUAA